Messenger RNA from Octopus bimaculoides (California two-spot octopus), 1242 nucleotides. RefSeq names its product SPRY domain-containing protein 3. Gene Ontology annotation, molecular function: protein binding. The record is from RefSeq and is a predicted model, not a curated record. Lineage: Eukaryota; Metazoa; Mollusca; Cephalopoda; Octopoda; Octopodidae.
AUGGUAGUAAGUAAAUCUGUGAAAAAAGAUUUUCCAAAAACUCAGUUUGUAUUGAAAAACCUCACAGUUUGUAUGGAAAAGUACAUUGUUAACGAUGAAGACAAAGUAGGAGUGUAUAUAGCAGCUGAUCCUCUCACACAAGACAGAAAUUACUAUGAGAUUGAAAUCCUAGACAGUGGAUUGCAGGGAACUAUUGCCAUUGGUCUAGGACCAUCACGGUAUCCUCUUGACUGUCAACCUGGCUGGAAUGUUGAUUCAAUUGGUUACCAUGCUGAUGACGGUCGGUUAUACAAGUCUUGUGGUAUUGGCCGGCCAUUUGGUUCAAAAUGCUUGACUGGUGACAGAAUUGGCUGCGGUAUAAAAUUUGACCAAACUGAUGUGAGUGGUGUACGCCCUCUUGUGAAAGUUUUCUUCACCAGAAAUGGAGAUGAGAUUGGCACUGUUGUUGUGCCCUGGCCUCAUGGAGGACUUUUUCCUAUUGUUGGUCUUCAUUCUGAAGGAGAAGAACUAGAGCUUCAUUUGGACAGCCAUUUUCAGCAUGAUGAAGUUAUUCUAAUGACUGUUGACAAUAUUGAUGAUGAAUGGUCCCGCUUGCAUCAGAUUCGCUUAAAUGGAUGUAUUAUGGAAUACACAGGUCGAGGAAAAAAGCUUAUAGAUGUUGGUUUGGCACAGGCAAGGUCACCACUUGACCCCACAUACCAUUAUUUUGAAUUGGAAAUUGUUGACCCUGGUGAGAAUUGUUCUAUUGCAAUUGGACUUGCCCGUCGAGACUAUCCAAAGCAUCGGUAUCCUGGAUGGAAUAUUGGUUCAAUAGCUUACCAUGCAGAUGAUGGUAAAGUAUUUGUUGGAUCAGGAGUUGGUGAGCCUUUUGGUCCACAAUGCCAUAAAGAUUGAAGCAAUAUCGAGAAUAACCAGCCGAAAUUGCGAAGAUAAUCUGGAUCUCAACUGAGGAAAGAAAACUCUGAAUGACCUAUCCUUGUCUUCUUUGUAUCGUCUAUUUGGAUGUUUUGUUGUCCCUUUCUUGUAUCACCUAACUGUCAGGAUGUUUUGCGUUCUUAUCCCAUUUUGUAUUAUUUAUGUAUAUAUAUAUAUAUAUAUAAAUAUAUGUAUUUAUUUUCUCUUAGUUAACAAUUAACUCUGACAAAAUAAAUUGGUUAAUAGUUACCAAGGUAGCAAAGUUCACAAAAUAACUUUGGUGUAACUCCUGUUUACGAGGUAGAAACUCCCUGUUAAUUUGAGGUA